Messenger RNA from Phycomyces blakesleeanus NRRL 1555(-), 522 nucleotides. RefSeq lists its product as hypothetical. NCBI's taxonomy places the organism in Eukaryota, Fungi, Mucoromycota, Mucoromycetes, Mucorales, Phycomycetaceae. The record is from RefSeq and is a predicted model, not a curated record. The coding region runs from base 1 to 522 and encodes 173 amino acids. The transcript has 4 exons.
AUGGACACACCAAAUAACCACAACUGGAAAGUCCUCAAUGAAAAGUUUGUCUUUAUUUACCACUACUCUGAUCAUAAACGAAAACGUGUUAAAAACGAACCUCCAUGGCAUUCAAUGAAAAAUCUUAGCAUAUCAUGGAAGCGUACAAAUGAAUUAGACGAUAUGAAUGCCCACGACUUAAGUAAAUGGCACGGAGGAAAGAAAUUGAAGCUAAUUGACGCUAAAAUCAAAAUAAAGCAAAAUGAAUUCGACCACAGAAUUUCAACUCGAUUUCUGUAUAUAUUAAAAGAUCAAUAUAUCGACGAUAUCACACGUAUUAGCCUGUUAAAUCGAAUGAGUGUAAAUCUCAAAGAAGUAUUCCUUGUAACGAAAGUGCUUGCAAAUGUUUCCUGUGAAGUAAAUCAACCUUUACUGGCUAGAGACUCAAAGCUGAAUACUGAUAUGCUGUCAAAAACUAUUGAGCAAAAAAUAGAUUUGAAACAAAUGUUUUUAAAAUUUAAUAGAUUGUGGGCUAUCCAGUGA